This is a messenger RNA of Trichosurus vulpecula (common brushtail), 1713 nucleotides long. Its product is annotated as bactericidal permeability-increasing protein-like. Gene Ontology annotation, molecular function: lipopolysaccharide binding. NCBI's taxonomy places the organism in Eukaryota, Metazoa, Chordata, Mammalia, Diprotodontia, Phalangeridae. The coding region runs from base 47 to 1456 and encodes 469 amino acids. Gene Ontology annotation, biological process: negative regulation of tumor necrosis factor production; negative regulation of macrophage activation; lipopolysaccharide-mediated signaling pathway. The record is from RefSeq and is a predicted model, not a curated record. The transcript has 16 exons.
GUUCCCUCUCUGAAACAGCCUACGCAGGGCCUGAAGAAGUCUUAACAUGCUGUGGCUCCUAGUGGUGUUGCUGGGGGUAGGAACGGAGGCAGUAACUCCUGGAAUAAAAAUGAAGAUCACCCAGAAAGGGCUGGAUUAUGGGAAGCAGGUUGGGAUGGAGUUUCUGAAGUCUGCUUUACUGCAGCUGCCCAUCCCAGACUUCCGGGGCUCCUAUUCAGUCCCCCUGGUGGGCCAUGUGGAGUAUGCGGUGACGGGGUUCCAAGUAAAGACUAUAAAUUUGGGGGAGUCUUUGGUUGCAUUCGCUCCCAGCUCAAGGAUCAAACUAUCCAUGGGACCUGCGGAGGCCGAAGUCAACAGUCACUGGUCUGUGAAGGUAUCAUUAAUACAUGACAGUGGAACCCUCAAGCUGAGUGUGGGGGACAUGAUAUUGGUUGUGCUAUUAGACGUGGGCUGGGAUGGCGCUGGACGUCCGGUCGUGAGCCUUGCAGGCUGUAGCUGCCACGUUGGGCACCUGGAUGUCACCUUCCAUGGGGGAGCCAGCUGGCUCUAUAACAUCUUCACUGGAGCCUUGGAGGAUCCCAUUCGACGGGAAUUGGACAGCAAGCUUUGUAAAGAGAUCCAGAAUGCAGUGGAAACUCUAGAACGAACAUUGCAGACCAUCCCAGAAUCCAGCCACAUAAGCUCCCUUGCAGACUUGGACUAUCCUCUGGUGGCAGCACCACUGAUUACAGAGCAAAGCAUUGAACUGGACCUUAAGGGUGAAUUUUACAGCCGGGACGGCCACAAAGAAGCCCCAGUGCCCCCUGUUCCAUUCUCGCUCCGGGAACAGAAUGACCGAAUGCUGCUCUUGGGUGUCUCAGACUUCGUGGCCAAUUCAGCGGCCUUCGUUUACUAUGGGGCAGGGGCGCUGUCCUGGAACCUCACUGAUGACAAGAUACCCAAGAAGUUUCCCAUACAUCUCAACACCAAGAUCUUCAAAGGCCUUGUGCCUGAGCUCCCGAAGAGAUUCCCGGACACGCCUAUGGCCGUGCAGAUCUUUGCUCGACUUCCCCCCAGCCUCCAGACUCAGUCGGGCACUUUGCAGCUUCUAUUGCCUGGGGCAGUGCAGGCCUUCAUUCUGCCCAAUGGAACCUCACCUGUACCCGUCUUCCUAUUACAUGUUGACACCAAAGCCUCAGCCCAGAUCUUUACUUCCGGAAAGAAUAUUGGGGCCUCUCUGAAACUGACUAACUUCAGCCUGACUCUGGCUCAUUCAGCUGUGGGCCCCUUCCCGGUUGACAAGCUAGAGACUCUGCUGAAUGUCACUCUGAAGUCGGCCAUAGUGCCUAGGAUCAACCGAAAACUCAAGGAAGGCUUCCCUCUGCCCACUCUGCCCAAGACCAGCCUUCAAGAUACAGCCAUCAACAUCCAAGAGGGCUUUUUGGUCAUUGCCACAGAUGUCCAAUAUGGAGCCUGAACCAGGCCUGCUGCCUGCUCUGGAAGACCCGUCCCCAACUGGCCUCUGCCUGUGCUUGGUCCCCAUCUACCUUCAGCCGUGCCUGGCCCCCUCCCUCUUUUGUAGGGUGUCUGAUUUCUACAGAAGCCAGCUUCCAGGGCUGGAGGUGGGAGAGGUUGUGGGGGCCUCAGGCUACACUCCAGGCAGCUCAUCUGGAGUUCAUGCCCUCAAGUUAUCUACCAGCUGCUGUUCUUGGGAAUAAACAUCUCACCAAACUG